This is a messenger RNA of Ochotona curzoniae (black-lipped pika), 1026 nucleotides long. RefSeq names its product hydroxycarboxylic acid receptor 1 (gene HCAR1). Lineage: Eukaryota; Metazoa; Chordata; Mammalia; Lagomorpha; Ochotonidae. Gene Ontology annotation, cellular component: membrane. Gene Ontology annotation, molecular function: G protein-coupled receptor activity. Gene Ontology annotation, biological process: G protein-coupled receptor signaling pathway. Bases 1 to 1026 code for a protein of 341 amino acids. The transcript has a single exon. The record is from RefSeq and is a predicted model, not a curated record.
AUGGCCAACAGCUCGUGCUGCCUCAUCGAGGGGGACUCCAUCUCACAGGUGAUGCCGCCGCUGCUUGUCCUGGCCUUCGUGCUGGGCGUGCUGGGCAAUGGCGUGGCCCUGUGCGGCUUCUGCUUCCAUGUGAAGACCUGGAAACCCAGCACCAUCUACCUUUUCAACUUGGCCGUGGCUGACUUCCUCCUCAUGGUCUGCCUGCCCUUUCGGACGGAUUACUACCGGCGAGGCAGGGAGUGGGCCUUCGGGGACGUGGCCUGCCGUGCCGUGCUAUUCAUGCUGGCCAUGAACCGGGCCGGCAGCAUCGUCUUCCUCACCGUGGUGGCUGUAGACAGGUACUUUAAAGUGGUGCACCCACACCACGUGGCCAACGCCAUCUCUGCCCGCACGGCCGCCAGUGUCGUGGGCGCCCUCUGGGCGGCUGUCAUCCUGGGGACCCUCCACCUGCUGCUGAGCAGCCGGCUGUGCGUGCGCCAGGGGGCUGCAUCCUGUGAGAGCUUCAUCAUGGAGUCGGCCAAUGGCUGGCACGACAUCAUGUUCCAGCUGGAGUUCUUCCUGCCCCUCGGCAUCAUCUUGUUCUGCUCUUUCCGGAUCGUGGGGCGCCUGCGGCAGCGGCAACAUCUGACCCGGCAGCCCCGGAUGAGAAGGGCCAUCUGGUUCAUCCUGGUGGUGACCCUGGUGUUCGUCACCGGCUACUUGCCCAGCGUGUCGGCCCGGCUCUAUUUCCUCUGGACGGUGCCCGCCAGUGCCUGCGACCCAUCGGUCCACCUGGCCCUCCACGUCACCCUCAGCUUCACCUACAUGAGCAGCAUGCUGGACCCCCUGGUCUAUUACUUCUCCAGCCCCUCGUUCCCCAAGUUCUACACCAAGAUCAAAAUCUGCAGUGUGCGAUCCAGGUGGUCGGGACACUCCAGGACACCGGGGCCGGAGGAGAUGCCGGUUUCCAACCUGCGUCGCAAAGCCUGUGUGCGCAUGGCUAAGCGAGGCCAGUCUGAUGUCCAGUGUGAUCGCCACGCAUGCUGA